This is a messenger RNA of Olea europaea var. sylvestris, 2436 nucleotides long. Its product is annotated as probable protein phosphatase 2C 55. Bases 422 to 1981 code for a protein of 519 amino acids. NCBI's taxonomy places the organism in Eukaryota, Viridiplantae, Streptophyta, Magnoliopsida, Lamiales, Oleaceae. The transcript is spliced from 6 exons. The record is from RefSeq and is a predicted model, not a curated record.
UUUUUUUUAGAGUGAAAGUCGCUCAAAACAAGCCCUAAAUAGGGUUGCGGAUGCAGCCGAUUAUCCAAUCCCAAAUCACUCUCUCGCACGGACUUACCGUUUCAACAAACUCAACGGCCGAGCUGGAGAAAUUUGACCGCAAAACGUUUAUGAAUUCAUUUCAACGAAUAUAAAGUAUAAACCUGUGAUAAUUUUUGGGUGUUGGUUUUUAAUAUUUGCAGCCGUAUUCUUGGUGGACAUUGCGGCUUUCUGAUUUCACUAAUAGAGGUUUCUUCAUUUCUGUUACACUUUGUGGAGAGGAAGAGUCGUCCUGAUUAUAUUCUCAUAAUAGAUGCACUGGGAGUUAUGAUAUUUUCUCUCUUUUUUGGUACCUGCGGUUGCAUUGUCUGUAAGAAACAGGUGGUUGAUUUGAGUGGUGAAAAUGCCCGCUAAUUAUUUCUCUAGAUUCGGUGUAUCAUUCUGGCAAGGAGUCCAAAGAUUAAUCUCCGUGAAAGAAAGUGGAAUCCGAGAUCCAAUAGAGGUUUUGAUUGGCCAAGGAAAAUUGUUGAUUGGCUGUUCAAGGUCAUUCCAUUCUGUGCCUUCUGGAACAUUUACUGACCUUCAUGUAUUUCUACGGCCUGGCACGGUUGCUGCUGCUCAGGCAAAUUUGCAUAUAGCCAAUCGAAGAAAAAAUCUUUCAGUUGUUGGUGUAUUUUCCCGUGCAAUUUCCAUACCAUCUGUGUCAGGGCCUUCAUUUCAAGUUUGUGGUUAUCACGUUGAUUGUCUGCUAUCAGACCCCAGUAAGGUUACUUUUGGCAUCAACUCUCAGAAGGCUCUUAUGGCUGUUUGUGGAUCUAGAUCAGCUCCAGCCGAUUUCUCCAUUAGGAAUUUGACUUCUAGGCCAGUACAACCUGGUGUGGCAGCAUAUCGCUCUUACAGUUACAGCGGAAGGAGCUUCAAAAAUUGUAGAAAAGCUAGCAUGAGCUUGAAAAAUAAAGAACAACCAAACAAUUUCUUGCUCUAUGGAUAUUUUAUAUAUAACGUUGCAAAGAGAAACGGCAAUUCCAAGCCAUACCCAGGAUUUGGGUUUGAGGGUUUCUAUAUCUCAUCACCUGCAUGUUCCUCUACUGGCACUGCUUCUGAUGUGUCAUUUGAUAGCUCAAUGCAGGAGGAACUGCAUUCAAGUUCUUCAGAUUCUUCUGAUCUGAAGAUUCCAACAGACAGAUCUCUAAAGCUAAAUUCAGCAUCAUGUUACCUGCCCCAUCCUGACAAAGAAGAAACUGGUGGAGAGGAUGCUCAUUUUAUUUGCUUGGAUGAACAAGCAAUUGGUGUAGCUGAUGGCGUUGGUGGAUGGGCUGAUCUUGGUGUUGAUGCAGGGCAGUAUGCUCGUGAACUCAUGUCUAAUUCAGUCAACGCAAUUCAAGAAGAACCAAGGGGUUCAAUUGAUCCAGCCAGAGUCCUGGAGAAGGCUCACACAAGCACGAAAGCAAAGGGUUCAUCAACAGCUUGUAUAAUUGCUCUCACAGAUCAGGGUCUCCAUGCCAUAAAUUUAGGAGAUAGUGGGUUUAUGGUGAUUAGAGAUGGAUGUACAGUUUUCAGAUCCCCUGUUCAGCAACAUGAUUUUAAUUUCACUUAUCAGCUGGAGAGUGGUACUGCUGGAGAUUUGCCUAGCUCUGGAGAGGUGUUUACAAUUGCUAUUGCUCCAGGAGAUGUUAUAGUUGCCGGUACAGAUGGGCUUUUUGACAACUUGUAUAACAAUGAUAUUACUGCAGUAGUGGUUCAUGCCGUGAGAGCUGGUUUAGGGCCUCAAGUAACAGCCCAAAAGAUUGCAGCAUUGGCGCGGCAACGAGCACAAGACAAAAGCAGGCAGACACCUUUCUCUACUGCAGCCCAAGAAGCUGGGUUCCGUUAUUAUGGUGGAAAGCUUGAUGACAUCACUGUAGUUGUUUCUUAUAUUGCCAGUGAGCACAAGGAAAGCGCUUCAUCCAGGGUCUCUAGUUAGAGCCUGUUUGUACUUACUCGGUGUCAAUUUCAAAUAACUACUCGGAUUGCUUGGCAUCAUUUGGGUCAAUACUGAUGUUUCACCUACGGCAGUUUAGCAAUAUUAUUGAAACCUGUUGUGUCUUUUUAUCGUGUAUUCCACUGUUAUACUCCUGGGAAUUACUUUUGUUGUAUAUACUAGUUUUGAGCUGUUAGUGCUUUCUGUUACAGAUCAAAUCAGCUGGACAGAGUUGAUCAACGUUUGUCUUUUGUAGUUUUAGAAUCUUAUGCUCGCUGAUUCCACACGGAUUGUGUUAGAUCUUGAAAAAACCAUAGUUCAAAAGCUAGAUGUUAAAGUUGAAAAUCUCGAGUCUAUAUAAAUCACACGUCGAAAUUUCACACUUAUGAUGUGGAAUUCUAAACUCAUGACUUGUGAUUGGAAUCAUGUCAAAUCUUGCGAUCUUGGCACUUGCAUUG